Molecule: messenger RNA, 1035 nt
Organism: Pelagomonas calceolata
Lineage: Eukaryota; Pelagophyceae; Pelagomonadales; Pelagomonadaceae
Source: the annotation of a GenBank genome assembly
ACAGCCGCUGAAGUCGCCCUACUCUCAACAAGCAUGUCAGCGGGCUCCGAGGGCGAGCUCGCGCUGCACGAGCGCAUGGCGGCCGCCUCCGGCGGCGCGGCGCUCACGGCGCUCGCGGUGACGCCUUUCGACGUCGUCAAGACGCGCAUGCAGCUCGCCGCCGAGGCGCCGCGCGGCGUGGGCGCGAUGGCGACGUGCCCGAGCUGCGGCGUCUUCGUGCUGAACAACGGGUUGAUGGAGCACGUGCUCGAGAAGAAGGAGUGCUCCAACGUCUUCCCGCGGGGGAGGGUCGAGGCGGCGCCGUCGACGCUCCGGUCCAUGACGCUCGUCGCGCGCGCCGAGGGCGUGCGGGGCCUCUAUGCGGGCCUGGGUCCUACAUUAAUCAUGGCCGUGCCGAACACGGCCCUGUAUUUCACGGCUUACGAUGAGUUGCGGAGAGUGGGGCCGGACCACUGGUCCGCUCCAAUAAUUUGCGGCGCGUCCGCUCGACUACUAGCGGCGACGGCCGUCGCGCCCUUUGAGCUCGCUAGGACGCAAUUACAAGCACUGAGCGGCGCGAAUCGGAGCGGCUACUUCUCGGUGUUGCGGGACAGCGUGCGGCAGCGAGGUCUGGGCACGCUCUGGCGGGGUCUCGCGCCGACGCUGUGGCGCGACGUGCCCUUCUCCGGGUUAUACUGGGCGGGCUUCGAGAGCUUUCGACGGGCGCUGACGCCGACUUGGUACCGGACCGCCGAGGACCCGUCGCUGUCCGCGCUGCGGUCGGCCGUCGCGGGCCUGGGCGCGGGCGCGCUCGCGGCGCUCCUCACGACGCCGGCCGACGUCGCGAAGACGCGGUUGCAAGUGGCGGCCUACGACGUGCCCGGCUCGAGCGUGCCCCGGGGCUCCACGGGGGCGCUCCUCGCGUCCAUCGCGCGGACCGAGGGGCCCGCUUCACUGUUCGCCGGUGCGGGACCGCGCUUGUUGAAGGUGGCGCCGGCCUGCGCCAUCAUGAUCGGCUCCUACGAGUACGCCAAGGCGCUGUUCCGGCCGCGGUGA